Pipistrellus kuhlii (Kuhl's pipistrelle) is the source of this 1056-nucleotide messenger RNA. RefSeq names its product platelet activating factor acetylhydrolase 1b catalytic subunit 3 (gene PAFAH1B3). NCBI's taxonomy places the organism in Eukaryota, Metazoa, Chordata, Mammalia, Chiroptera, Vespertilionidae. The transcript is spliced from 5 exons. The record is from RefSeq and is a predicted model, not a curated record. Bases 324 to 1019 code for a protein of 231 amino acids.
CCUGCCCAGGUGCCGCAGCAUGGCCGCCGCCGCCGAGGCCCGGAGGGGAGAGCGCCCGGGCGGAGAGCGCCGGACGAGCUCACUGCGCGGCCGCCGCGGGGGAAGCCGGGCUGCCCGAUCCGCCUCCCCUCCUGAGUGGAGGUUUCCGCCCCGGGAGAGGAGGCGGCGCCCGGGACCCGCCUCCAUGCGCCGGUGGAGUGCGGCGUCCGGACCGUCCAUUGUUGCCUGGAGGGGUGGGAGUGGGUGUGGCGGACUGCCUCCUACGGGAACGUUCUGGGCCCACCUCGCUCGCUCGCUCGUCCUGCAGGAGCUGUGACGCCAAGAUGAAUGGCGACGAGAACCCAGCCAGCAACCCCACGCCGGUGCAGGACAUUCAGGGCGAUGGACGCUGGAUGUCCCUGCACCAUAGGUUCGUGGCUGACAGCAAAGAUAAAGAACCCGAAGUCGUCUUCAUCGGGGACUCCUUGGUCCAGCUGAUGCAUCAGUGCGAGAUCUGGCGGGAGCUUUUCUCUCCUCUGCAUGCACUUAACUUUGGCAUUGGCGGUGAUGGCACACAGCAUGUGCUAUGGCGGCUGGAGAAUGGGGAGCUUGAACACAUCCGGCCCAAGAUUGUGGUGGUCUGGGUAGGUACAAACAACCAUGGGCACACAGCAGAGCAGGUGGCUGGCGGCAUCAAGGCCAUCGUACAACUGGUGAAUCAGCGGCAGCCCCAGGCUCGGGUCGUGGUGCUGGGCCUGCUUCCGAGGGGCCAGCACCCUAACCCACUUCGUGAGAAAAACCGGCAGGUGAACGAGUUGGUACGGGCAGCAUUGGCUGGCUGUCCACGGGCCCAUUUCCUGGAUGCUGAUCCUGGUUUCGUGCACUCAGACGGUACCAUCAGCCACCAUGACAUGUAUGAUUACCUGCACCUGAGCCGCCUAGGCUACACACCCGUCUGCCGGGCCCUGCAUUCCUUGCUUCUGCGCCUGCUGGCCCAAGACCAGGGUCAGGGUGUCCCUCUGCCAGAGCCCACACUCUAACAUCUGCUUUCCUGCAAUAUUAAAUUCUUAUUCCUCA